Molecule: messenger RNA, 642 nt
Organism: Protopolystoma xenopodis
Lineage: Eukaryota; Metazoa; Platyhelminthes; Monogenea; Polystomatidea; Polystomatidae
Source: the annotation of a GenBank genome assembly
AUGCUUCGCCUUCUGCGUGAGUUGCUUGAACUACUGGUUCGUUCUCUUAUUUCGCGUCUCGACGCUUUUCAACGACCCUCCAGUAUGGCUUCUCGUCUUGGUCGGCCGGCUAAAAUGGGGGUAAAAAGUUGCUUUAGACUUGAGGAAAGUUCUUCAUCACAUGGCUUCACAACAACACUUGCAGACAUCGAGCUGGUUGAGCGGGCGGUUACACUGUUAUCUAAUGCUGGCAUCUUGGCUCACGGAACAUCAGGACCCACUGGGUCCAGUCUACCGCUGGUUUCUCUAAGAUCCCUGGCUGGUGCCAAGGGUAGCUCUUGUUCCUCAUCCAUCUCGGCGCCAGCGACCUCAGAUUCUGUCUCACCAUCCACAUUAAGCGCACGGUCUAGCGUCACAUUGUCAUCCGGCCCUAAUUCAAGGUUGUCCAGUGCCCGCAGCCAACCGAAAGAGAGAAGUUGGGCAAAGUUGGAAAUGGAGGCUAUACAGACCGAAGAGGAAGAGGCGAGAAGUCCAAUGAUGAAGGAAACGGGUGAACAGGAGAAAGGCGAUUGUGAGGAACUGGAAAAGUCUAGUCGUGUAUCAAGUGGCCAGAUAAAGGACUCUGGAAUAGUGAAGAAGUCGGUGAGACUUUUGUUGCAUUAA